GUUGUUGCAAUUUUCAUUAAAGUUUGUGGGUUAUCUUUUUUUUUAAUUUAAUGUUUUUAGUCCCAAAGUUCAUAAAAUUUGGAACCAACUAUAAGUUGACAGUGCAGUUCCUGGUCUGGCCACAGGGGGCUGGCUUCACUUCAGGCUUUCAGGCUGCCUGCAGUUUUCUGCCUUAGCGGCUCCUGGAAAUGAGAUCCGACCCGUUCACGCGCCUCUCCUGCCUCCGCCUGAACCUGCUCUCUGACGACAGGCGGCGGGAGCGCCACGCGCGGACGCUCAUUUCCCCGCGGCGCCGCAGAGGAUGAGGACUCUGUGAUGUUCAACGGAAAGUACUCCCCCACGCGGCCCGCGGCCCCAGACGACUCCCCGCUGGGCGUCCAGGCGCUGUUCGUCCAGAAGUCGCGGCUGACUCCUCCGCACGAGGCCCCGGAGGCGACGUGGCCGCCGCCGGGGGCCAAGAUGCGGUUCCCCAAAGCCAACAAGGGCGCCAUGGUGGUGCGGCCGGUGCGCCGGCACCCCUCCUUGCCGUCCACCGACGGUGACACCGAGAGCCGGGACGCCGCAUGGGGGGAGGGACGGAAGCCGAAACCGAGGAGCUACAACGGCAGGAACGGGGCAGAAGCGUACGAGGGCGGACCGCACCGGGGCAGGAAGAAGAGCUUCCGGCCCCCGGACGUCAGGACCAUCUUCAACCCAGGAGAGAGGGACCCCCGCGUGAAGGAAGAGUCUGGGGAGGGACACACGUUCGAGCCCGGGGAGUUCACCUGGUGUGACGUCUGCUGCGCCUUCAUCCUGCAGGGUGGGCUCACCUGUACAGGCUGCAGGUAUGCAUGUCACGCUGCCUGUCGGAACAAAGUGUCGCUCGACUGUCAUCCCGUCAGCCAGGACCGGCUCAACAACAACAACAACACCCCCGCGCCGCUCCAUGAUGUGGAGAAGGAGCGGGAGCAGCGCAGAGAGUUCAGCACGGAGGAGAUCCGGCAGAAGAUCGAGGCGUACAACUCCAUGACCAAAGACCACCUGAAGAUGACGCUGGGAUCCCACGGCGAGUACACCGGGUUCAUCAAAGUCCUGAUGGACCUGAGGCGGCCCGUGACUGUGCGGGGGGGCCAUAAAGGGGCUACGGUGGCUGAGGAGGCCUUCUACCUCCCACAAGAAGUCAACAUGAUCCUGCACAUCAGCUCCAAUCACACAGCCAGACAGGUGGUCGGCGCUCUUUUAGGGAAGUUUAAAGUGGUCGACAACCCGGCGAAGUACGCGCUCUACAAACGCUGUCGAAGGGAAGAGCAAGUGUACGUGUGUAAGCUGGCGGAGGCCGAGUGUCCGCUGUAUCUCCGUCUGUUGGCCGGACCGGACCAGGACUCGCUCAGCUUGGUUCUGAGGGAGCAGCAGACCGGAGAAGUCAUGUGGGACGCCUUUUCCAUCCCGGAGCUGCGAAACUUCCUGCUGAUUCUCGACAAAGAGGAGCAGGAGCAGAAGGACGCGCUCAUUCGCCGCUACACACUUUACCGGAAGAGACUUGAAGAAGCCAUCAGGCAGCACAGAGUUUAGCCUCUGCGAAAGCGAACUGCUGCCCCCUGUGGGGUCGGAGGAGGCGCCGUUCAAUCUGUGAGCGUUGGAGAAGAGGAAGUGCCUGGAAGGUGGGAUGAAACGGAGGAACGUCGAAGGACGGAUGAGCAGAACAGACGGAUGUUUCGCCAAAGACUGACUCCACUGUGCCAAACGGAUCCAUCCUCUCUGUUCAUCCCUCUUUUCUUUUCCACACUGUCCUGCUGUCGUUUAAUUUAUGCACUUCUUCUGGUCCCUUCUUCUCUUAUACUUUAAACUUGUGAAAGACUGGAGGCCAAAUGUUGGGUUGUUUUAAUUUAAUUUGUUUGUUUUAAAGGUCUGUACAGAUUUUUAUUUAUGUGGGUGGAGCCUUUUUUUGUUUUCGUGGUUUUUCUUUAUUUUUUUUUUUACAAAAGUCUUAUUUUAUUUUAUCUUAAGCAGAUGGAGAACAAUUUAUCUACAAGAUGGAAAGAAACCGGAAUCAGACAACAGCUUAGGAAAAGUUCUGGUUUUAAAUCAUAAACGGAGACAAAAUGUAUUUGUGUUUUGCACAAUGAGACCAGAAAUAACAAAACACCUGAAAUGUCAAAUAAUUCUCAUUUUCUUUAAAGCAACAUUAUUCCCUGGUUUUCAUUAAAUCAUACGGAAUUCCAAUUAUGCCAAAAUAUACUUUUGUUAUCUGGUCUUUAUCAUAAAUUAAACAUAUAUUAUAAGUCUAAAAAUAAUUUUACUUUUAGUUAUGUGAACAAGAAUAUUAGAUUUAAAACAUUUUUGAAAAACUCAAGAAACAGAAAUUCUAUAUUUUUAUUAUAUACAUUAAAUUGACCCUUUUUCCUCUUGUAACUAUUGGGAAAUUAUUUUUUUUCCACCAAAAAAAUUAGUGCUCCAUUUUAUUGUUUACAUUCUUGAGAUCAACAAGACUUUUUUUUGUAAAUCAGGCUUAAAGCAGCACAUAAGACUGUUUUAUUGUCGUAUUAUCUUUUUUUUUGUAAAUCAUUUUAUGAAUAGGGAAUGAAGACGGGUUUACAUAAUGUUUUCAUACACUGAAAAAUUAAAUAAGCUGCAAAUUGGGGAAAUAUUUACCCUAAUGUUUUCUUCGUUAAAAAAAAGGCUUUAUAGAUAUUUUAUUUAGUAUUGUUAUUUUUGUUAGACAUUGAUUUUGGAAUGCUUCUUACUCCAUACGUAACCACAGAUGAAGGUACAGAGGAACCUGGAGCGUCACGUUUGUGGUUAAAGUGACUGAAAAUGACCUUUUGGCGUUGGGUACUGUCACGUGAUCAAAGCACUAAAGGUUUGUGGGCUCAGGAAGCUGUUUGUGGUGACAUGAGACGGGUUUUCGGAGGUUGUCGGGAUGGUUCGGAGUAUGUAGUUGAAGUUUAGAUGAAAGAGAAGCAGACGAAGAGCGGCAUUAAAGUUUAUGAGCGGCCUCUGGGCUGAUGAGGGGGUUGUCCUCCACCCACCAGUCCCUUUUUAAUUAAUCCCCACUUUAUUGCAUUUGUGGUUUUAAAGGAACGGGAUCUGUGGAGGAGCUGAUGGAGCGGGAACACGAGGCCGCUUGGUUGCUCUCAACUCGUCUGUCUGCAGCCGUUCUGAGGUCAAACGUGCAGCUUUGACCUUUGGAAAAACAAAGAAAGGAGGGAAAAAAUUGAAGAUAAAAUCUCAGAAAGUGAAAUGGAAGGUGCAAAACUGUAAAGUGUUUGAGUGUAGUACAUGUAGCUCGCUCACGCAGAAGGUCCUCUUGGUUCUGUUGCUUCUCACUUCACACUAAAAAUUGCCUUUUUUGUCCUAUUUUUUAGCUUUUUGUUCACAGAAAACUCUGACAAUCAUUUAAAAUGUUUCUGGUGUUUGCAGCUGCUGAAUGACGUCAGACUGACGGUGCUGCAGCACCGCUGUGCAACAUCGCCAUCUAGUGUGUAAAUACUGCAACUUCUCCCUCAUUUGUGUCCUUUUGCUUUUACAACCAAAGAUAUUUUCGUGGUCUUGCCUGGUGCAAAAGUAUUCUAGAGGCCUCUUCCCACUGGAGGGAAAAUCUGAAAAUGUUUUAUUUAUAGAUUUUUUCUUUUUUUUUUUAAAGAUUUAUUCUUCUAACACUGGGUUUGUUUUGUUUUUGCAAAGAGCUUCAAAGAUUUGCAUUUUCCAGGUGUUUGAACACCAAAGCCUUAAACCUUAAGUGCAGAUUUAAAGGACAAUCGUGUAGCAUCAUGGGAAAUGUAGUGUCCUUAGGGGAUUUGGCCCCUUGGGGAGCUGUUAUUGCUGAAACUCUUUUCAUUUUUUUGUGUAAAAAUUCUGUGACACAAAUUUAUCUCUGAAAAUUCUAACCCAAUGUUUUGAAUCCCAACACAAACUAUUUACUUGUGAACAUUUGCUUCCAACCAAUCCUGUAAAAGUUACAAUAAUUGAUACUUAAACUUGUAAAUUUAAUUUUCACAAAUGUCCAACACUAAAGAAUCUCAGUUGCUUGUUGGAAUAAAAACCAAAUGAAUUUCU
Oryzias latipes (Japanese medaka) is the source of this 4035-nucleotide messenger RNA. RefSeq names its product Ras association domain family member 3 (gene rassf3). Gene Ontology annotation, cellular component: cytoplasm. The record is from RefSeq and is a predicted model, not a curated record. Gene Ontology annotation, biological process: signal transduction. NCBI's taxonomy places the organism in Eukaryota, Metazoa, Chordata, Actinopteri, Beloniformes, Adrianichthyidae.